Messenger RNA from Ectocarpus sp. CCAP 1310/34, 14858 nucleotides. The record is from the annotation of a GenBank genome assembly. Lineage: Eukaryota; Phaeophyceae; Ectocarpales; Ectocarpaceae.
AUGAGGGCCUUCUCGGAUAUACUGCUGGGACCCCUCAAGGCGGUGCUAAUGCGGGUUCUUCAGCAGCAGCUGUCCAAGUACAUCCACAACAUCGAGCUGGAGGAGCUGGGGCUCAUGGGAGGCGACGUUGUCUUGGAAAACCUUGAGCUCCGCAAAGACGUUCUCCACGAUAUCGGAGGCAUCAGCACCGACUACGACUUCUCAAGGUCGACAGAAGAGCAGGCUGCUCCGGCGGGGGUGAGCGGGUGGAUGCAGCAGCUCUUGACCAAGGUCCUCGCGAACAUGUCCAUCGAGGUGUCUAACCUGGUGCUCAAGUACGAAGAUGCGGAUGUUGUGCUUUCUGCUGCUCUAAAGCUGAGUCCAACAAGCUGGAUCGUGCAACAAUGUUGCUGUCCUGCUUGCACCACGUGCACCAUGCCUUACCGUGCGUUUCCGACGAACACCCUCCGACGAGAUAUGGAGGCACGGGGGGAGCCUGGAGGAGAGUCGCCGGAUUUGUUGUUAUCGAUGGCCAGAGGCAACACAGCAACGCCCGAGUUGGUAGUGCAGCAGUAUCACAACGCUACAGCAGUGAUGAAGAGUUACGCCGCCUGCCUCCUGCACGUCCAACCUCAACAGUCCUUGGUUUGCUUCUCGGCGGAUCCCGACCGAGAGUGGACUCCGGCGUUCGCCAGCCUGGACGACCCGUUCGGCUUCUUGCAUAAGCUGGUACACGCCAGCGACUUGACCGUGUGUCUUGACCGCUACUGCGCUCCAGACUCCUCGAGGAGAAGACAAGUCCAGGCCUUUGAGGUGCUCCGGCCGGCUUCAGCGCCGUUUAGACUUGGUCGUGGCUGCAGUAGCGUACAACUGCCUCGUAUGAAUUGUUAUGUUGUGGUUGGUUUUUACGUCAAAAAGGUGCCCAUCCUCAACCGCGCGUCCUUUGAGGUGCAUCUUCUGGCCUGCGUGUGGCUCGUCGCGCCGGGCCCGCCGGAGUCCUCGUUUGCGGCGUGGGAAGACCAGCAAACGCAGCAAGGGGAAAGGCUGGAGGAUACUGAAUUCGGCGCUACGGGGGUACCGCCGUCGCCGGGCAGGGCGGGGGCGCGAUGGGGUUUGCAGUGGGGGGCAGGGGAGGGUGCCAGGUCACCACCAGUGCCGGAAUAUCUCGUCGUUAUGUCGCGUUGUACUCCCCAGUGGUACCCAGCCGUUGUUCGCCCGCCCGCAUUCCAUCAGAGGACUGCCCGACCGCCGGUCACCGUGCUCGGGCGGCUUGUCGGUGGCGGAACCGGGGGGGCCGAGGAUUCGACAAGCGUCGUCGAUCGCGCGGGGUCUGGGGCAACGCCCACUUCGGCGGAACCGGAAGGAGAGAUCGACGAGCUGCCCAUCCCGACCGUUUGUCGGCUGCUGGGGGACGGGUGGUCUCGCAGGCCUUCCUCGUUGUACUCCCCAUUUUUCGACGGGGAGGUCGCCUGGAGCCGAAACGAGGCCUCCGGGGUUUCCACGGAGAGGGUGCGUCCGUCCAUCCCGCGGGACGGCGAGGACCGGGGCGGGGAAGAAGAGGACGGGGCGGACGUGGGCGUCGGGGACGAUCACGGUGAAGGCAGGACGAUGCCGAUCCCGAUCAUCACGGCGGACGUCUUGAUCGCGGACCUCUCGUUCUCGCUUAGCAAUCUACAGGUGCGAAUGAUGAAGGAGCUCAUCGACAGAGCAGUUGCUCAUGUCGCCCUCAAUGCCCGUCGAAACACUCACGCCGAGUCCCCCAUCCAAGGAGCUCCUCCUAGUGCCGUGGCUGAGGGAGAAGCACAAGUCGCGUCAAGCUGGUGGCCUUCUUUCUGGCGGGGAACUGCGCCCGAAGACAUCGACGAAGGCCUGCCGGAGGGGGGCACAGAGACGACCAGCACUGAGAUGAACCAUGGAACGCUCGGCACGAGCAGUCCAGCUGAACACUUCGUCCAUGUUUUGCUGCUUCUCUUCGUCUUUGCUGCUGGGGGCCUACGUAACCCAGCGCCUUUCGAGUCACGCGAGUACCACACCAAGUUUGUCGUGGCGUCGGCGUCAGUCGGUAGCGUCUCUCUUCGUUUGUUUGAGCACCAGGAGCAACCGGCCCACGCGGAGCCAACAGAGAGGGGGGAGGAGGAGGAAUGCAACUCGCCGGAGGAUGAAGAACCUCUGUCGAUAUCUGUUCCGGUGCACGGGCUGGGCACCGUCAGUGUCUUCUCUACCCCAGUCAGCGCAAGGUGGGAAGAUUGGCGGGUUGUCGUGGCCAGCGACAAUGAGCUCUCGACGGACGUGAAGGUGGACGUUUCGUCCAUCGUUGUGCGACACGCUCGCCUUUUUGAGGACGCUGCCACCCCUGCUGCCGACAAGCCUCCUGACCAGGCGGACAAGGGGCUAGACUAUCUUGAGCCCGUCGUGUCGUGGGGCGCCGCGGUCAUGCCCGACGCUCCUCCUACUUCGCAGGAAGGAGAUCUCGGUAGCGGAAGGACGGAUGGUUUAGCGGACCUCAGGACGGCGGCGAUCGUUCAGCGGUGCUUGAUCGAGCUUGCGCAAGGCUCGCCCGAAUUGGGAGCCGCCGACGGCGAGUCUAUCGACGGUGAGAGCAAUUCGUCGCGACAGAGCGCCCGAGCUCCUGCGCCAGACGUCCCGGCGCCGGCUCCGGCGCCGUGGGCGCAGGUCUUCCCUUCGGCAGCGCCGCGGCCCGUGCCAAAGGAUAGCAGCGCCUUGCAGUAUAGGUUACUAAAGCGGAAGGGCGGCGGCACCUCGACUGAUGGGUCUCCUGAUAGUGGCGGCGUCGCUAUCACCGGCACCGUGUCGACCCUGGCGUGCCAUGACCUGGCCGUGGGUGCCCUCCGAGUUCAGCUCGCGGAGCUGUUGCUGGAGAAGCUCUUGAAGUUUUUCGGGGUUGUCGGCGGGGAAGCCGGGGGGACGGAGCCGGCAGGAGGAGACCCGGGCGGCGAGGACGAAGCCACCACGCCACCGCUCACCAUCGCGCCCGUUGCCUUGGCUUCGGUGCAGGGAAGGCCGCCGCCCAGAGCAAGUCGCCUGUCGCCACGGGCCUCAGAUGCAGGCUCGGGCUCGGCGCUGUCGAGUCCUAGGACGUUGCCUCCCCGCCCUGUCAAUUCUUCCUCGGAAACAUCGUUGCACUUCGCGUUGCGGUCUGUCGAGGUGGCUUUGGGCCUCGCUGGGGGGGCUCACGAAGCGGGCGAGAACGUAGGCGAUCGUUCGCGUGACCAGCCCGCCUUCUGCGUGCUAUCGCUGAGCCAGCUCGAGCUCAGUGGUUCUGAGUCGGCGUUGUAUGGUUGUGGAGGCGGUGAGCAGCACUUUGUGGCAACCGCCCCACAGCGCCAGCGCGACGAGGAGAGUCAGAGGUUGUGCUCGCUGGUGCUCGGCAACCUGUCCAUCGUACUUAUUGAUGGGUCAGUCCAAGCUGCCGACGAGAGCGCACCCCUGGGACGACAAGGAUCUCCGCCACUGAUGUCGCGUUCACUAGCCCAGGAAGUGUUCCUAGCUGGCGGCAACACGGCUGGCAUACGGCGUCUCGUACGGCUAGGCGGUGCCCGCGUGACGGCUGAGAUUUUGAGUAAGCUCGUCGGAGACACAGAACCGACGGCGGUGGGUACGUAUAGCGCGCCUGACUUUCUCUUCAAUGCGUCCCUCGAGUCCGGGGAAGUGUGUGUCAGCGUUGGAGCUGCCCUGCUGGUCCUGGAAGCAUAUGUGCUGGCGAGGAAAAUGGGCGGGGUCUACCCGGACGCGCUAGCUAUUAGUGUCGGUGAGAUCUGCGCGCCUAGAGUCCACCGGAAUCGCGGCUGGUCCCGCGGUGUAGGAGCCGCACUUGAAGGUGUAAGCGUUGGCGGGGUGGUGAAAAGCGGCGGCUGUCAGUUGACCGGGAACAUGCGUCGUCUAAGCGUCGGUCGCAUGGGCGCCGGAGUGCCGCUGCAAGGGGAAUCCUCCGUGAUGCCAUCCGACGUGGUGGUGCUCGAGGCACUGCGGGGUGAAGGCAGCGACGAAGGGUUGUCCUGGACCCUGGAGGUCUCCGGUGAUAGCGAAGGGGUCGGCGGCGUGAAGCUGGCGACCGUGUUCAAGUCGGCCAGGCUGCACCACAUGAACGCCAAGAAGGUCGUGGAGGACAUCAUGCUGGCCUCGAAAGAGUGGACGGCUAGAGCCGCUCGUUGCUUGCCGAGUGCCACCGCCGCCGCACGGAGACGGAGCCAGCCCUUCGAGUUCGACAUCCGCGGGUCGACCGUGACACUCCACCUUCCGUUCGAGCUGGAGCUGGAAGUCGAAGACGUCCACUUGGGUACGCCUGGGUUCAACCAGGCGGUGGAACCCGAAGGCGAGAGGGCCAACGGGGACUUAGAUCUCGACAUCGUCGCUGGCGAUGUACGGAUGUUUCACAAGCCGCAUGGGUCUAGUUUUUAUUCCUCGGAGGAUGUUGUGCCGCCUGCCAUUCGGUGCGCGGCCCGGGGCGUUGUGGCUGUCAGACCUACGGCGAACGCCACCGCCGUCUCGCUCGAGAGCGAGCACGUCCGGGUGCGCCUCACGCCCGCGUUCUGCUCGUCGUUCGGGCUGUUCGUGCGUCUCAUGGUGGGGCCGCCACCGAGACCUCUCGCCGCCGACGCCGCGGCGGCGGCCUUGAUGAGGGAGGGUCGACCACCGAACAGCUUCACGUUCGAGCUGAAGGUGCGCACGGUAGACGUCGGCUUCUUCACUGGCCCGUGCUGCCCCUCGGCGGUCAGUGCCGCCUUCCUCGUGGGCGGGGUGUCGAUGAAACAGCACGCAACCGCUGCCGGCGCGCCGGGGGCCGGCAGCCGAGCCUCGUUCCAAAUGAGUUUCGAGGCAGUCGAGGCGACGCAGAGGCGAAAUCCCUCGCGAAACGCGCCUGCUCUGCCGUACGAAGCGGCGCAACUGAUCGGAGCCUUCGUCGGCCAUGGCGGUGCGCCUGGUGUGUUCUCGGCUUGGCUGUCAGCGCGGAAGAGACCGGUCGGAAGCAGCCAGGCCGGACCCACGUACGUCCAGCCGUUUCUAGUCGCGCUCGGGUCGAGCAGCGCCACUGCGCAGGCGUUUUCGGUGGUGUCCACGAGCUCGGGGCCGCGGCACCGGCUCGUCAACAGCCUAUCGUUGCGGCUGGCCCCCAUGAUGCUCGCCUGGUACCCCCCGACCUUCCGCAUCCUGAUGGGGCACUACAACCGGUUCGCGGCGAACGCCUUCCGGUCGUUUCGUUCAAGAGCCGACAUGCCGCGCAGACGGAUCGCCGUCCUGUCGUACGACAUCGACAUCCAGGGCUGCAGCGCCGUGCUGCUGGCCUCGCUCGCGGACGGCGCCCGCGGGGUUCACCUGUCCGCUGGGAAGGUUACGUUCAAGGAGGACACCGCGGCUGCCGCCGCCGCGGCGUCGCCUGCAGGUAUGGGCGGGUCGCACGCAUCCUCUUCGGCGUUAGCGUUAGAUGCAUCCAUCGCGCCCGACACCACGCUCGCGAUGUCCGGAUUUGUGGGGCCGGUCGGGAUGGCGUUCUUGCAAGACUGGCGGUCGGUUUUGCCGACGUCGGUGGCGCCUAGCGCGGGGGGGCGACUGGACGGGGACGCGGCGGCGGCACCCGUGCAGCUGUGCGCGCCUAUCGACCUGCGGUGGGCGAUGUUCUACGACGAAUUCGACCGGUGCCGCCAGGACGUCUCGCUCUCCUCCGUGCAGUUCUACCUGGAACAGCCGCACUUCGAUCUCUGCGUGCGUGUUGCGCAGAUUUUCGUCGCCGCUGACUACCCGGGGGCCCUCCCGCCUGCAGUCGUCGCGCCACAGAUCGCUGGACACCCGCAGGAUCCUGUGCACGGGGCCCCCGUGGGGGGCGCCACGAACAACGCACAGGUUGACAGCUUCCUUGCGACAUCGCUACGGCUGCCCCUUCUACAGUUCGUGCUGGCGAACGGCAAGAGGAGCGGCUCUUUCCCGCCGGUCUUGGAGAUCGAUGUGGCUUCGGUUCGCCUUGCCAGGGGGGGAGUCCUCACGGUGAGGCACCUGUCGGUAAACAGCUGGUCUCAGGAUGCGGACAGCCCGGCGCGGUCUGAGGCGGCUGCUGGCGAGAUCGGAAACGAGAACGAUGGGAGCGGGUGCGGGUACCGGGUACUUGGGCGCUCCGGGCAGUCUGAAGAAUCCGGCAAGGAUUUCCUGCGGAUGGAAGUACGGGUGCCGGAGAUCCGAUCGGGGAAGCUUGGUCCGAGGCAAGCUCAGCUCGACGUUGUGCUCCAGGUGCAGCCCUUUGACAUCCACGUUAACCCAAGCAUCCUGCGGUCGUUCACGGCGUACAUCGCGCCCGUCCCGUUCGUGGAGGGUUUUCCGGAGGAAGAGGAGGUGCUGUUCCCUCAGCGCCAACCGCCGCUCACCACGCCCUGCCAUUCGAGCAGCAGCAAGCCGCAUAACUCGGCUACCCGUCACGGCGACGGCGCAGCCGACGAUGGGGCCGCCGGCGGUGUCGAGUGCGCCAGUUCGUCGGGACAGAGAUUGUCGACGAACUUCGAGAAGUCCGCCCUGACCGCGUCUGGCAGCGUGAGGGUUCUAGCGUCCCAGGUUACCCUGGAACUGUCCUCCUACCCCGGCGGGCCCGCUUUCAUGGCGAGCACCUCUCACGUGUUCCUGAGGGCGAUCACCUGGCCUUCCGACGCAAUGAGGGCGGCGGCGAGAGGGAGCAGCGGCGAGGGAGGGGUGCAGGCGGGCCCCGAGGUGUUCGCGCGGUUAUCCCGGGUCGAGUGCAGGGUGAAGUGCGGCCAAGAGUCUGGGGGUUCUGCUGCUACCGUGCAGAACAGGGCGAGGGUUGGCCCUUCUUCUCAACCCGACGACCAGCUGGGCGACACCGUGCUCAAGCCCUUCGACGUCGACGUCCACCUAACUCGGCCCGGGGCUAGUAGUGCCAGGGGCGUCGCCGCCCUUGCCGCUGGUGUCAACACCACCGCCUCGGAGUACCCCGUGACGCAGGGCUGGCACGCCGGCGUCUACGUGGACGAGCUCUACCUGAGGUGUGCCCCCCUGCACGUGCGCAGCCUCGAGCUCCUCUCCGACCUCUUCCUGCCGGCGGUGACCGCCGCGGAGCUCACGGCGGUGGAGCUGGGCCGCGGUGGACGCUCUCGCGGGACGGCCUCCGGCUUGCAGGGCCUGGCCGGAGGAGGGCGGAUCGACGAUCUCGCCGCCUUGGAUCGCGUUGAGUGUCGGGAGCCCGCCGGGCAUGCCGACGCCGUGAAGCCAGGACCCGGGCAAGCUGUGUUUUACGGGGUCGGGACGACGCCACAAGGGGGCCGUCCGCGGCGGGUGGGCGCUUCGAGCGACGGCGCAGGCGCGAGCGGCGUGGCGGAGGAAGAGAAGGAGGCGGGGGGGCGGAAGGAGGGCGAGGAGGAGGGUCGUGGUGGCUGGGUGCACUGCUGCGAGUGGCGGUACUGGGGGCUCAGGCGGGUGGCCCAGGUCGCGUUCCCGCGCUUGCCGCUGUGCGGGAGCGUGCCGUUGUUGGAAGGGCUGGCUGUUACUUCGUUGGAGGUGGAGCUCAGCUUCGUGGAUCCAUUGACGGAAACGGUCAAGGCACCGAACGGAUCUUCGGACGACUUCGUUCUCGCCGGCGGUUCGCGCGUCACGAUAGAGCCGUCCCAGCCCAUCCUCGCCCGCACGUGGCGCCUCUCUUGGCGCGUUCCUUCCUGGCUCAGGUUCAAGGCGGCGGGCGCUGGCGGCGCCCCCAAGCCCCCCGCUAUCUCCGCCUGGAGCUCCGCCCUCCUUCGGACCUUGUCGAUCAGGUCCUCGCCCUCGGGUCCCGUCGUCGGCCCGUCGUACGUGUCGGCGACUCUUGUCGCGCAGCGGCUGACGCUUGCCUUGUUGACCGAGGGCGGCGCGAUCUCGCGCUCGUCUUCGGCAGCGGCGGCGGCGGCGCCCGUGUCGCCGUCUAGACGCCGGGAAGGACUGGGCGUGUUCGUGCAGCCGGAAGAAAUCGUCCGCGUCGUGAUCGCGGACGUCAACUUCUUCGCCGAGGCGAGCUUGGCGGCGAGGUGGCUGAGCGUGGCCGCCAGGGGCAGCGCUGUGGUGGCGGCGGACGUGCAAGACUUCUCGAACUUCCUGCGCCUCCCGCUCCUGUCGCACGCCGCGGUGAAGCUCGACGUGUCGACCUCUAGCGUCCGAGGCGGGACCGGUCGCAUGGCGGCCGAGGGGGAAAGCUUGCUGUCUCCGUUCAGACCCAUCGCGUCGGGCGCGGUUGACGUGAACGGCGCCGUUGUCAGCAUGUCGGUGACGGCGAUGCAGUGCAUAGACCAGUGCAUCGCGGAGCUGACUCGAAAGCCCUCGGACGAACCGGCAACCCGACGAAGCACGACGGCGGCAGAGGCGAAACCGUCGGUGGUUGCGGUGCCCACACCCGUGCCGCCUUCACGCCGCCCACGGCAGCGCAGCAAGCGCUACAUCAUCACCAACCACACCGACCGAAACCUGUGGUUCGGCCAAGUCUCCACGACGGAAACUCUCUUCCUUCGAGCGGGGGAGGAAACCUUGUACCGCUGGAGGACCAUCCCCCGCACACUGGCGGCUGGCGCCGCAGGGCGCAAGGGCGAUGACGCGUCACGGCUCGUUCUUAUGCUACGGCUUGCACUGCACCGCGUCUCAGGUAGUGGAGGUGGAUACGCUGGCGCCGGUUCGGAGCGUGGGGGUUGGUAUGGAGCGUGGACAGAACCUUUUCCUGUGGAUCAUGUGGGCACUUUUAAGGAAGAGAGUGACUUGGUGACGCUCCCCUUGUGGGUGGAGGUGGACAAGAAUGGCCUCGAAACGCGCAUCGCAUUCCACGGAGAGUGGGUGUUUACCAACCACCUACCGCAGGAGAUUCAGGUGGCUUGGGUGACGUCCGCAGGAGUGGGCAACGCCGGCCGGUGUCUCGUCGAGCCCACAGGAACACGGGGAGGCCUCAGCCUCGAAGCGUGUAGUACCUCGGGGCGAGCUGACGGAAGCCUUCACCCAGUAUCCUGUUCGGCACUCACCGCGUCUUCUUCUUCCCUGGGGACGGGGCAAGCGCAAGGGGGGCGUCUGUCCGAGCUCAUGUUGGAGUUCAGGUUAUCCACUCCCGAUGCCGCCGCGUUUGUCGGGUCGGUGGGUCCACCCCCGGUAGCCACCGAGGAUUUGGGGGGGCAUCCGGCGGCGGCACGAGACGCUGAUGGUUUGGGCGACGGGGGUAGCUACGAUAGGCGCGGGCUUGACGAUGAGCUGCUCCAGGGGCGCGAGGAGAUAGAGGUUGACUCGAGCGGUAGCCCCUGGGAGGUAACCCGUCAGUCCGAGUGGGUCCAGGCGAGGCCGUUCGUUUUCCUGGCUCUGAUCUCUUGCGCCAGCACGGACCCCGGGAUCUCGGGGUUCGCCUUCUGGUGCGUGGCCUCCAGGCAAGCCUCGCGCGCGGCCAAUGGCCACCGCGGUAACCUGGGUCAGAUGAGAAUCGACCUGCACCCGAUGGCGCUCGUGUGGAACGGCUCCUCGAUACCGAUGCGGGCCGUACUGAAGCACCGGAGCGGCGGCGGCGGGUGGCCGGAACAGCCGCCUGCUACGCUUGCCGAAGCGGUGGACGAACAAGGUGGGGCUGGGACUGGGCACACCGCUGAUCGCAACGACGACCCCCGGGCCAACUACAGCCUGUCGCGCACGACCUCCGCGAUACGGCCCGGAGGGCGCACGGCGGUUUGUCAGCGGCCCUUCGUGGACUACGACUUGGCGGUGGCAUCGACGGGGACGGCGGCAUGCCAGGCCGCACCAUUCCUCGUUUCCGUCCCGGCGGAGCUCCUGUCCCGCAGGUGCGAGUCCACCUGGCUGCCUCUCCACAGCCGGGCCCUAUCGGACAACAUCUUGAGCCCCCUGGUGGUAGUGGCUUCGCGUCUCCUAGACGCGAACUGGCCGUCGCUGUCGCUCCGCGUGUACUCGGGCCUCAGCGUGGAGAAUCACACCUCGGUGCCGUUGUCCCUGCGGGCGGACUUCAUCAGGCCGCUGCUUGGCUCCGACGGGGAGCCAUCCGCGCAGCAGCCGGCAGAGGCUCCCGUGACGGAGCGUGGCGAGCCGGAGCGUGCGCAGACCGAGGAGGAGGAGGAAGAGCGAGCGACGUCGCCGCUCCUCCGCCGUAGAGGAAGCGAGUCGGUGUCGGUCGAUGGCGGCGGCGGCGACGCCGGCAGCGGCCGUCGCGCUGUCGCCCGCGUUUCUCGCAUGUUCCGCGCCGGGGCCGAGAGCUGCCACAGCGCGUGGGACAUGUUUCAUGGCAGCGAAGGGUUCUCCAUCCCAUUCCUUCUGCCCCACGUAUCGCUAGAUAUCGGCCUGGAUUCUCGCGAGGAGGCCUCUCCGUCGCCGGCCACUGCCUCGGUGCGGGCAGGGUGGUCGUCUCUCGUUCCUCCGGGACGAAGUGCCGACGAAGUUCCCGGGGGUCCCACGCCGCCAACGCCGGCCGAAAGGCGUUCCCGAAAGCUCAAGGUCAGCCUGGCGGAAGAGUUGAACGAGCUCGUCCUCGUCCCGUGGGAGGCGAGCAGCGGCGUGGUGCUCCCUGUGUUGGCGACCCUCGAGAGGGAAGUCGUCCUGGGGGGGGUGGAGCUGAUCCGACUGGCCUUGUACCCGCGGGUGGUGGUGCACAACGCCACGGGCGUGCCGGUCUCGCUCUCGUUGCUUGGCGGCGCCCACGUAGCAGCCGAGGACAAGUCCGGAGGUGGGGCACGGAACGAGGCCCUCCCCAUGUGCCGCGUCCGCCUCACGCCCGAGGGGAGCGGGAGCCGCAUGAACCUGCUCGCCAUCCCCGGCGAGCGAGCACUGCCCGGACUGGACGCCAGCCACCAUGGUUUCCCGCAAUCAGCCGCGGGAAGAGAAGGAGAGAGGGCGGGUGAGGGAAGAGGCUUCCCUCUCGAGAACGUUCCCCGGCCCGGACUGCUGGGCAGGCUCUCACGGAUACUGUCUAGCGGGAGCUACAAGGCGUCUUCGGCACACCCCGCCGGCUUCUCCGCCGACCUAGAGAUGGCGUUUGGGUGGGACGACCGCGCGGACCAAGCUUCCGCCGCCGACAGUGGUGCGGUCGACGGCCGGGGUGCUCCUCCGACCGCCAGGCCGGCCGGCAAUGAAGCGGCGAGCACGGGAGCAACGAAGUGGAGCCAGGAUGGCUGCGGCGCGAACGAGCUCCCCGUCUUUUCUCUGUGCGAGCCGUCCGCCGGCUCGUCCCUCGCCUCCCAUCCGUCCUCGCUCACGGUACCGGGCGGCGGGCAACGCGCAGUACGCGUCUACAUCGCCGUCGAACCCCCCGGCGCCGAGCCGACGUCGGCGGCGCCCCUCGCCCGCCACGUUCUAAUCUACCGAGACCCCCAGCCCGACCUCACCAUCUGCAACAGGUCGACGGACACCGUGACCCUCCUGCUCGACUGCGGCGCGUUGGUGGAAGUGGCUCCGGGCGGCACGGUGGAGCACUCGUGGCGGAAAGAGCCGACAAGAGACGCGAACGGCAGCAACGGCGGCGGCGGGCGCGGGGGCAGUACGUCAACAGCGCCGCGAUCGUCACGCAACCAUCAUCAUCCUCCUCCUCCGGCAAGCAUGACGGGCCGGCACAGCCGGCGAUGGUCUGAAGACUCUCGAGGCGUCGUCGACACCCCGACGCCGAUGUCGUCGGCACCGAGCUCUCCCGUGCAGGCAAGACCCGGCACAGCAGCAGCAGCAGCAGCAGCAGCAGCAGCAGCAACAGGUGCAGCGCUGGACGCGCGGAGGAGCUGCGUGUCCGGACCCGGCGGCAGCCCAGCGCUGCGCAAGGCGGCGCGCGCCCCCGGCAAGCUGGGCGGCGACGCGACGCUGCAGCACUGGUUCCAGUGCAAGGGCGGCGCCAAGGGCGACGUGUUCUUGUCGUGGUCGGACCCGCUCUGGGUGGCUCGCGGCGUGCAGGUUCUGCGCUUCGACGGCCAAAACGGAAGCAACGAGGAGAGCUGGGGGCACCGUGGGAUCGCGGAAGGUGGCAGCGGCGAAGGUGGCGGCGGUCGCGACGACGGGCGCAAGGGCUUUGGGACUGGGUCAGCUCGUGAGGUUCAGGUCCACGUCGUGGAGCGUGCCGGCGGUUUCGUCAUGUCCUUCGCGGAGGGAGGGUUCGAGGGGGCGGCCGCCGACUGUGUAGGUGUCGUAGAAAGCGGCGCUCGAGACAACCAUCAUCUCGAAAGCAGAGGGGUCCUAGGGCGAUGGGCCUCGACUCUGGGGCAACACGUGGUGGUCACUGUGUCUGGGGUGUCCCUUCAGCUCUUGGACGAUUCCAACCUCCAGGCAUUUGCCGCGAACGGCCAGGGAGGAAACUCGACGGCGGCGGCCGCAAGGGCGGCGUCGGAUAGGCUCGGCGGGAUGGACGGCUGGGUCGGCGGGACGUGGGCGGAGCCUGGCGGUCUCCCGUCCGACGGCGCGUCGGCCCACCUCCCGGCGGCGGCGAUACCCGCGAUCGUCAGCGUGUUCGUCGACGCGAGCUCGGUGCGGCUAUGGCGAGCUGCUCCGGCGGUGCGGCCCGGGAUGUCGUCGCUUGACCUGGAGCGGUCGUGGCAUCUCAAGGACCGGGUUGGCAUCGACGUCUGCCUGGGCACUCUUCAGAUCGAUAGUCACGUGGCCGGCCAUAGGCUUCCGGUGAUCUUCUGCUUCCGGGAGGGGGGCCCUCUAGUUGAGGUCAGCGAAAUUGGCAUGGGCAUGCCUGGAGAUGACCAGGUCAAGGGAGGCUGCCGCCUCGCCAUGUCCCUCGUUCUAGCCGAGUCUUGGGAAGACAGCCGAGUGCCGUCGUACUUAGAGAAGGUGUCCAUCCACUCCGCUCCGAUCGAUGUCUGCUUCGAGGAUUCGCUGCUACCGCCGCUGCUGUUGUUGCUGGAGAGGUUGGGCAUCGGAGCAGCAAGUCCUGGCGACCGUUCAUCGCCGUACCCGUUCGCGGCGUCGGCAAAUGAUCGAGGACCCGGCUCGGCGGCGCAGGGAGGCCUCCCGUCCGAGAGGAGCCCCCAGCUGCUACCCCCGGCGCUGGGCGCAAACGUGGUCCCGCGGCUGUUCAUCCAGCGAGUGGAUAUCGGCGCGCUGGUCGUGAGGGCCACCGUGCAGGGCUACAUACCGGGGAAGCAGGUAUUUUUGGCCCUGGACAAGUCGCCGUUGCUGUUCAGACCUGUUUCGCUACGCGGGGUGCUCGCACGGCCCGACGAGAUAGCGGAGCAGAUUGCCUCCAACUACGCGGUUGACGCACUGCUGCGGUCGCUGGCGGUGGUUGGGUCGCUGGAGGCGCUCGGGAGCCCGACAACGCUGCUGUCCGAGUGGGGCAAGGGGGUGUACGACCUGUUCGCCAUGCCCAUCAAGGCGAUGCCUCAGGGCCCUUCCUCCACCUUCAGAGCUACCUUUCGAGGGGUCAGCUCCCUGCUCAGACACGCUUCGGCUGGAACUCUGUCGUCGGUCUCGGGCGUUUCGAACGCCUUGUCCCGCAACCUGGGGGGUCGGGGCGGGGUCGUUCGCCCGAUCGCCGGGACCAUGGGGCUGGUCUAUCGCACAUCGAAGUCGCUCAUCGCCAGCACUGGCGUGGACAGCGAGUGGACUCACGCCGAGGCGAACACGGCGGCCAAUCCGGCCACGGCAUACCUCAACGCCGACCUGUGGUACCGCUGCUGCCUGCUGCCCGCGGGGCACGAGUUCCUCUACCGGACCCCGGCGCUGUGCAGCAACGCCUCCUACAGCCAGGCGAACGUGCCCGUGACGAUCGUGCUCUCCAGCAAGGCUGUCUUCCUGUACCGGGGAGGCAGCGGCUGCGAGACGCUGUGGAAACAGAUCGACCACCAGGACAUUACCCUCGUCGAGCAGAGCGCCGAACACGCCCCGGCAGAGCUCAUCCUCAACGCCAGGGGUUAUCGCCGCCCGAAGAGCGCCACCAGCCCUUUGGCGGCUGCGCGCGUUGCUUCGGCGGCGGUAACUGUACCCGGUGCUUCUUCUCCCCGAACUCGUGCUCGUCCUGUAACCCCCCCCGAAAGGGCAGCAGCAGCAGCUGCCGCUGAUGCUGCUGAUGCUGCUGCUGCCGCCGCCGGAGGCCCUGGCCGUAGGACCGCAGUAGUAGUAUCCACGCUGGAGGCGGAGGAGGUGGCGGUCGGGGGCUUGCUGAUGAAGCUGUCGCUGCCCAGCAGCGCUUGUUGCCGCGAACUGGCGCAGCUUCUCCACGGGCUUUCUGACAAGGCCUGAGCGAGUGGAUCGCGUUCUUCGACGACGAGAGUCCGUCGGGUUCCCCAAGAAUAGAUGUUAGGCAAGCGUAAUUUUAAUCGAGUAGGGCCGCGGCAGAAGAUAAUUUGAUACGCCGCCCAUCUCGAGUUUUGAUAGAGAGUUAAGUCCAAUCGUGGACAGUUUGCCACAUGUCAACUCCAGAGCCCUUCGGAACGUGCGCCGUUUUGCGCGGCGGGAGGUACCAAUGUGCAUGCGCAAGAAAUUAAGGUUCCUCCCCCGUUCCUCCUCGCUGUUGCCCGAAGAUAGUUGUCUCUGUACAGUCAGGUGUUAAGUGUUUUGAUAUGUAGACUAUUUGCUUCGAAUUCACCGAGGAUCGAGUGUUUCUUUGUUCGUACUUCACGUAAGUUUGUCUUUGGCCACAGGUGAGGCUUGGCUCUGCGCAGUGUACAACCCGCGCAUGCAUGUAGUGCCUCUGUGAUUUAAUGGUAUUUUGGAGUGACUACCUGAGCGCUUGGACAGAAACGCGACGGUUAGUCUGUAUCGCUGGGGUGUAAAUAUGAUGUGCUUGCGCUUCCCGUAACAAAAUUUAUGUGUCUGUUGGUGGCCCGCUGACAGGCCCGAUCAUUUUAGACGCUUCCUUUUGCGAGGUUGCGAAAUCCGGUUGUUUUCCGGAGCGACUCGUGUCGGUUACUUCGUUUUUUCCUGCUUGUGUGCUCGGU